AUGCUGAAGGAGUACAAACGAACAAGUAAUGAUACUAUCGUGGAGAGCACGUUACUCGGAGUAGGUCGAGAAACGUGGGGACUGAGACGAUCACUGGCACGCAGACGUGACCUUUUGAACCUGAGUCUGACACUGGGAACUCCCGCCUUAAGGGUUUCCGGACAGGGUAAUGAUGAACAGCGUGAGUUGCCGAUCGCAAGAUCAGUCCAAAGCAGGAGCCGUGGCGAUGGACCAGAGAGAUUGAGUUUUCGGGCCUUGCGGUGUGCAGAUGACGGCGUGGCAGGUGCUGAGCGUUUCAAGAGCAGCGUAAAAGUGUGGAGAAGUCUUGCUAGGAGCGGGCGCAGGGGCGGUCCGCGGUGUGGUUUCGGAUCGGAUUCCAAAUGUUACUGGCUGGCUGUCGGAGGGGUGAGACCAGCAACAAAGCAGAACGACGAUUUGGAAUUGACGGGCAUCAAUUGGGGAGGGCUGAUUGAUAAAUUCGCGUGCUUGGAAUUCACGUCCGAAUCACAGAGCCCACCACAACAUCCCGGCGCACUACGUGCAGGUGCAGACCGUGCAGGGCAUCAAGCGCCGCUAACACAAGGAUUUCCGGAGGCUGCUUUUGGGAUGGGAGAUAUUGGUCAAAGCUCCUCACUCCCACUGGCACCCAACUUGGAGGCCGUGAAGACGCCGACAAAGAAAGGCGCCGCUGUCCGCUAUAAGCCCAAUCGCAGAAACUCAGCGUUCGAGCGGCCUAGCAACGCCAAAGCAGCAAAACCACGGGUGAUGCGCCUGGCAGCCCACCGUCGCCCCCGGCAUCAAACCAUUCAUCAUCUCGCCGUGUGGCUGGCGCGGAGAGCGAAUCAAGACGCGGUGGAGGCGGGAGGCAGGGUGGGUCUUUUUGCCUUUUGUUUUGGCGUGCCGCCACUUGUCUGCCGCCUUGUCAUGGCCUCCCAAACAGGGCCUAGCGAAUUCACUCCCAAGCACUCACUACCCGUUUGGGCUACUCGACGGCCGCUAAAUCCCGAUUUUGAACAGCGCCGCGAUUUAGGGAGAUUUGACCUUAAUUCUCCGGUAUCAGAAGUGCUUUCAGCAGGCGUGCUGAAGCUCAACGGCUUGCAGAGCGUUGAAAAGAGGUGGUGCUGGAAGCGUAAUUGCUGUUUGGGACGAUGCGCGCGGUGUAUCCACGACCGAAAGCAAUCCCGUUCUACCCUCGAGCCUCUUGAGCGAGCACCACGGCAGCCCGAAGUGAAAUUAGCCUCCCCUGAGAAAUUACUUCAACUAGCCCGAUUUUGUAGCUUAACCAGAUUGUUAUGCUCGCUCUGGGCCACAGCCCGCUCCAUUGCGUGUGGACAAGAUGGUGGGCUGCUGUCGUACCUGCUUCGAGGAGCGCGACCAGCGCAUUCCGCUCUUGGGGCUGAGCGCGUCCGCCCGCCAGCCAAUUACCGCGGCGAAUACUUGGCUACAGAUUCCUCCCCCGAGCUACAUGAUGUCAAGUCGCUGGCCACGAACCAUGUUGAUGCCGAGCGCGUCCCGGUACGUGUUCCCGACAAGCCAGGUGACAGCAUCGCUUGGACGGAGAAAGUCUUUGUGCUGUGUGCCGCUUGGAGCUUACAACGAGCUAGCUUUUACAGCCUUAUUGCGGAUGACGACGAAGCUACAAUUUCUGCUGACACGACGUGGUGGGAUAAGAGCGAGGAACCGGCAGGCUUGUUGGAAAGACGCCCUGAUGUCGUCACUGGAGCUGAGUUGCCUCACUCCGCCCUUGGCGCUGCACCCUGGGUUGCCGCACGGGCCCUAGUCAAAAGAGCACUAGUUGGCUGCUGCACAGGGCUUGUUUGGGUUGCAUGCAAGAUGACGCUAUGGGAUAAGAGUGGUCGAGGGGGGACGGGAGAUACAUCAAGAACCAUCAAUCACCGUCGCCCUGUGCACUGGUCGUAUCUGGCUUGGCAGACUUCCUUUGUUUCUAUCGACCCUCAUCCGACCCUCCAGAGCCAGUCAGGUUACUGUCCCCAACUCCCAUCUCACCACUGCGGUCCGGCAUCUUUUGCAGCGGCUGUGAGUGGCUGGGUUUUGGAGCCGGAGGGCCGCCUUGCAUUUGCACUGCACGGAGUCAGGUCCUCCCUGCCCUCUUUCUCCGCUGGUGUUUUCAUGCAGGGCUGCCGGAGGCUUGUCGAUGCUCAACGUUUGCCUCACAUUGAUGCUCACUCGCUUGUUGCCUCGCGCCUCCCUGUAUCACCCUAUUGCAUUCCGGCAUCCGCUCUCCAGCAAUUAUCGGCUGCUCGUGCUAAAAUGGCGUGUAAAGCUAGUGCAGGAAGGUCGAUGCAAGUGCGGGCCACACUUCCUGUGACUUUUCGAAGCCAUGUACAUCUUGAAGCUCCUCCUCGCCGACCAAAGAUCCAAGCCCAAGUAUUUCCCAGGGUUGCCGUGCUUGGCACUUCCCUGAGUUUGGCCGUUGCCUUUUUGUUAUCCUUCAGGCUCACUCCAUGUCGGCCAAGAUUUUUCUGCACAUCUUAUUCCCGACACAACAAAAUUCUAGAAUCCCCAUUCUUAAAGAUUUCCAAAAAAAUUAAUUUUUGUUUUCAAGAGGGCGUCCACGAAUGGUCCAUCUUAUUCCCGAACCCGAACAUGCAAAAGACUGACUUUUUGAAAAUAUCAAAAAGGAAGGGUGCCAAGCAGUGUCGGGAAGUCAUGUGGCGAAAUCACGGCGAGAAGAGCUCGAAGGCGCGAGGAAAAGCUGUCAGGCAAUCUAAUCGUUUGUUUCCUGGGAAAUUGGUACAAGUGUUUAGUUGUAUUGGCCACUUGCUCAUUGUUCAUCCGCAGCUUCAGGAGCUUGAACCUCACAUCAACAAACUUUCGCAACACCAGGACAUUAUUGGCACCCGCCAACGACUCUGCGCGAAAUUCAGGGACCGUGACCAUCGUGCUACGCUCAAUUCUGAGUCUAAUUUGAUGUUGUCUGGUGCGGCUAAUCCCAAGUCGUCGAAGAACAUCUUACGAGAAUGGACUUCUCCAGGGCCAACCAACGAAGACCUUGUCGUGACUGCUUGGACUCUAACAGCGCUGCGCCAAACUGUCUUGGAGGUCGGUGCCAAUAAAGUGAGGCUGCGCGGCCGCCGACCUGCACUAUCUAACCAUGAACACCUCCUGGUUUCUGAUAUCAGAGCCACUUUAUCAUAA
Molecule: messenger RNA, 3159 nt
Organism: Lindgomyces ingoldianus
Lineage: Eukaryota; Fungi; Ascomycota; Dothideomycetes; Pleosporales; Lindgomycetaceae
Exons: 31
Coding region: 1-3159 (1052 amino acids)
Source: RefSeq, a predicted model, not a curated record